Anopheles funestus (African malaria mosquito) is the source of this 908-nucleotide messenger RNA. RefSeq names its product protein lethal(2)essential for life (gene l(2)efl). The transcript is spliced from 4 exons. The record is from RefSeq and is a predicted model, not a curated record. NCBI's taxonomy places the organism in Eukaryota, Metazoa, Arthropoda, Insecta, Diptera, Culicidae. Gene Ontology annotation, molecular function: protein folding chaperone. The coding region runs from base 132 to 710 and encodes 192 amino acids. Gene Ontology annotation, biological process: response to heat; protein refolding.
AGUCACUAUAAAAGUGGAAAACCGCUGCACGCAGUUCGUCAGUCCGUUCGACACUCGGUGAAAAGUGGUGAUUGUGUGUAGUGAAAAUUCCUGUCGUUUCUUUCCCUUCAUUUUUUGUGUGACUCAUUAAGAUGUCCGUUGUGCCGAUGUUGUUCCGUGAUUGGUGGGAGGAUUUCGACACUCCACUCCGUUCGUCCCGGCUACUAGAUCAGCAUUUUGGCACCGGUUUGCGUGCGGAUGAUCUUUUCUCAUCCUUCCCGGCACGGACGCCCCUUUCGUCUCCUUCGCUGCUACGCGGUGGAUACUACCGACCGUGGCGUAAUACUGCCCUGACACGGCAAGAUUCUGGCUCGACGCUGAAUCUCGACAAGGAACGGUUCCAGAUCAUUCUGGAUGUGCAGCAAUUUACGCCGGAGGAAAUCACCGUCAAAACGUCGGACCGGUGUGUCGUGGUGGAGGGCAAACAUGAGGAGAAGCAGGACGAACAUGGUUUCGUGUCACGUCACUUCACACGCCGCUACAUGCUACCAAGUGGCCACGAUCCAAACGAUGUCGUGUCGACACUCUCCUCGGACGGUGUGCUUACCGUGACCGCACCGAAAAAGUCGCUCCCAGCACCGAACCCGGAACGUAGCGUCCCGAUCCAGCAAACGGGACAACCGGCCAAGGACAAACAGGAAGCCCAACCGAGCGUAGAAGGAACGAAAUAAAGCUGGGGAGAAUAAACCUAAGGACAUUAUCGAACACACAUACGCCUAUUACACACACCCUCAAACAGACGCAACAGAGUAUUAGAUUCGAUGUAUUUGCUGAAAGUAGGGCUCUAGAGCGCGGUUCAACCCAUUUGCUACUAAUUUCACUACGGAACUGAUCGUACAAUAAAAGGAAAUGCUAUUUUAUUCUUAUUA